CCUCGGAUCUGGCUGGACUACUGCCAGUUCCUCAUAGACCAGAGGAAGGUGACCAAGACGAGGAGGACUUUAGAUCGAGCGCUCCAGGCUCUCCCUCUCACCCAACACCGGAGGAUAUGGCCGCUGUACAUCAAAUUUGUCUGCUCUCAUGACCUCCCCGAGACUGCCAUCAGAGUCUAUCGCAGACACCUCAAGCUGAUGCCAGAGAACACAGAGGAAUUUGUGGAAUAUCUGAUGUCUAUUGACAGACUGGACGAGGCCGCAGUCAAGAUGGCCGACAUUGUCAAUGAUGACAAGUUUGUGUCCAAGGAGGGCAAGUCCAAGCAUCAGUUGUGGCAGGAGCUGUGCAUCCUCAUCUCCAAGAACCCAGAGAAGGUGACAUCUGUCAAAGUUGAUCCGAUCAUCCGCGGAGGAAUUCGCCGGUUCACCGAUAUGAUUGGUCAGCUGUGGUGCUCUCUCUCUGACUACUACAUCAGAGCCGGCCACUUUGAAAAGGCACGAGAUAUCUAUGAAGAAGCCAUACAGACUGUGACGACGGUGAGAGAUUUCAGUCAGGUGUUUGACGCCUACGUUCAGUUUGAAGAGAGCAUGAUCCACGCCAAGAUGGAGACCGUGGCCGACAUGGGCCCCCAGCGGAGAUGACGACCUGGAUCUGGAACUGCGCCUGGCCAGGUUCGAGGAGCUGAUGGAUCGCAGACCGUUCCUACUCAGCAGUGUGCUGCUGAGGCAGAAUCCUCACAACGUUCACGAGUGGCUGAAAAGAGUUAAACUUUUUGAAGACAAGCCGCGAGAAGUCAUCAAUACAUUCACGGAGGCAGUACAGACUGUCUCCAUGGACCAGGCAGUUGGGAAGGUCCACUCUCUCUGGACCAGCUUUGCCAAGUUCUACGAGGAGAAAGGUCAGCUGGCGGAGGCCAGGGUCGUCUUUGAGAAGGCCACGAGAGUUCCGUUCAGGAACGUUGACGACCUGGCCACUGUGUGGUGUGAAUAUGCCGAGAUGGAGCUCCGCCACGAGUUCUAUGACAAGGCUCUGCAGUUGAUGCAGAGGGCAACUGCCAUGCCAACCAAGAGGGCCGCCUACCACGACAAGAGCGAACCGGUUCAGAACCGGUUAUUCAGGUCUCUGAAGGUGUGGUCGAUGUACGCGGAUCUCGAGGAGAGUCUGGGAACAGUGGAUUCCACCAAGGCUGUCUACAAUAGGAUCGUGGACCUCAAGAUUGCAACUCCCCAGAUCAUCAUAAACUACGCCCUCUUUCUGGAGGAAAACAACUUCUUUGAAGAGGCUUUCAAGGCAUAUGAACAUGGAGUGUCUCUGUUCAAAUGGCCACACGUCUUUGACAUUUGGAACACGUACCUCACGAAAUUCAUCAAACGAUAUGGAGGGAAGAAGCUGGAGAGAGCUCGUGAUCUGUUUGAGCAGGCUCUGGACGGCUGUCCUGCCAAGUUCGCCAAAACCAUAUUCCUGCUGUAUGCCAAGCUGGAGGAAGAACAUGGCCUGGCAAGACAUGCCAUGUCUGUCUACAACAGAGCUACCACUGCUGUGCUGGCCGAGGAACAGUUUGAGAUGUUCUCCAUCUACAUCAAGAGAGCAGCCGAGGCGUUUGGCAUCACUCACACCAGGGAGAUCUACGAGAAGGCAAUCGAGGUGCUCCCUGACGAAGGGUCAAGGGACAUGUGUAUGAGGUAUGCUCAGCUGGAGACCAAACUGGGAGAGGUGGACAGAGCUCGCUCCAUCUACAGCCACGGGUCACAGUUCAGUGAUCCCAAGACGACCAAGUCCUACUGGAAGGUGUGGCAAGAGUUUGAGAUUCGCUAUGGUAACGAGGACACUUUCCGUGAGAUGCUGAGGAUCAAGAGGAGUGUCCAGGCCCAGUACAACACCCAGGUCAACCUCAUGUCGGCUCAGAUGUUGGCCACUGCCAACAAGGAGGUCCAGGUUACAGGUGAGGAUCUGUCUGAGUUCUAGCUAUAGAGGGAGAGAGGAAGGGAUGUUACUUUGUAGGUCGUUAAAGUCUAGAAGUCUGAGAAAGGUAGAGUUUUAGUUUAACUGCAAGAAAUAGGAUCAGUGUUGGAAAGAUGUGCGUAUAGAUCUGUGGUGGAAAGAUGUGCGUAUAGAUCUGUGGUGGAAAGAUGUGCGUAUAGAUCAGUGGUGGAAAGAUGUGCGUAUAGAUCAGUGAAAAUAGGCACAAGCGGAAAAGAAGGUGGUGUGUGAUGUGUGUUCAGGAGAGAGUCUGGAUGAGAUGAGGUUGCUGGAGGAACAAGCUCGCAGGAUCGCGGAGGAGGCAAAGAAAGACAAACCGAAGACCAUGACCUUUGUCAAGAGCAGCGAGGCAUCGGCAGAGAUGGAGGAGAUGGCCAAAGUCUCGGGUGCCAACCCGGAUGAGAUAGAGCUGGGGGACAGUGGAGGGGAGGAGGAGGAGGGUCCCGAGCCGGUACCGGAACCUGACCAGAACCAGAAGGAGGUGGAGAUCCAGGAGCAGGUGGUCCCGUCUGCUGUGUUUGGAUCUAUUCCGGAGGAGAUGCAGGGAGCGGUGCUGGGCGCCAGGCAGAGGUUCUCUCUCACCAAGAAGACCUGACACAAAAUCUCUUUUUAGAGAAAUCCGUUUUCACAUUUGUCGUUGUUCUAACUCAACCUCAGUGUAUAAUUAUACUGUGAAUUAUACAUUAUUCAAUGUGAUUGGUUCGUGAUGAGGUAAUGUCAGUGAUUUGAUGCAGUGCUAUCCGUCAAUGGUCUGCUAACAGUUGUCUGAAGAUGAUCUUGUCUUCACUGGACACCUUAUCCACUGUCCCACUUGCAUCUACCU
This is a messenger RNA of Geodia barretti, 2804 nucleotides long. The record is from the annotation of a GenBank genome assembly. NCBI's taxonomy places the organism in Eukaryota, Metazoa, Porifera, Demospongiae, Tetractinellida, Geodiidae.